Panthera uncia (snow leopard) is the source of this 2004-nucleotide messenger RNA. It is a transcript of the gene RBM43, whose product is annotated as RNA binding motif protein 43. The record is from RefSeq and is a predicted model, not a curated record. Lineage: Eukaryota; Metazoa; Chordata; Mammalia; Carnivora; Felidae.
AUGCGGUGGAGGGAGUUUUUUUUUUUUUUUUCACAUCAUCUCCAGGCUAGCGUCAACAAAGAACUGAAAGCAAAACCUUCUUCCGGCCAGCCUUGUGGCCUGUGCUCUGCUAGAUUUGGGCCCUGCAGGCAGCGGAAGGCGCGUCUCUUCUCCGCCAUGGCAUCAGUUUUGAAAGGCAAGGACUCCAAAGCUUCUGAAAGAAUGGUUGAAGUUGCUGGUCAUCCGGUUUGCCUUUUUAAUGAUCAAUUACUGACCACAGUAGUGAAGACUCACUUUCAAGAUAUUAAGAAUAAAGGCGGAGUUGUUGAACAUGUGAUAUAUCCAACAAGAACCAGGGGCAGGGGAGUUGCAAAUGUGACAUUCAAAGAGAAAAAAGGUGCAAAGAAUGUCAGCAGAAAACAGAAACACUGUCAGGCAGAAAAGGUUGGACCUGCUCAAUUCACAGUCUCUCAUUUUGGUGAAAAGGUCUUCAGCUCUGUAAAAGCUAUCCUCGAUCUUUCUGUUUUUCGGAGUCAAGUCAUUCUAGAAAGCCUGGUAACGGACCUGACAAGGAAAAUCCCAACUUUAUCCUUCAGUCCUCUGGAACCCAAUGGAAGAGUCUCUGUGCAAGGGUCAUUUCUGGAUAUCCUGAGGCUUAAAGAAACUUUGCUAUUAAAAGCAAGUUCUCUUUUAGAAAAAAACAGGAAUUUUAUCAGUGAGGAGAAGUGGAACAGCCAGGGCCCCAAAAGGGAUCUCCAGAGAGGCAGUAACUCCUCAGAGUCACCCGGGUCCUCAGUACCUGAGACCACUAGGAGCAGAGAAACACUUGUUCUCGAUACAGAUGUAUUCCUUUAUCUGAAAAAGAGCAGAUUUUAUGAAAGCACAUUGAAAAAAUGUCAUGUUUUCUGUCAGGAGAGAGUGGAUGGUGAAAUCACCACAAUCUGUUUAAGAAAUGCUCAACAAUGUUCUCACCCAAACAAUGCAAAGCUUGUGAAAGCACUUAUUGAGGAAUAUUCACUUGCUCUUCACUUUGAGCUUAAAAAAGAGACACUUCUUUUGAAAGGAAAGGAGAAUAGAGAUAAAAGAAGGAUUAAGUCGGCCUGUGAACAAGUAAGUUUGAGGUACCCUAAGGUUCUGAUUAAUUUUUACGAGACGCACAUUGAUAUUAUAGGAUCUUCUUCUGACACACACUUGUUUAAAAAAGAGAUCAUGAAAUUAAUAAGGCUAAAAAGUUAGGUAAUAAAAUCUCAGCAAUAGUGGUAGUGGCAGUCACUCUCCCUCACUGAGCAGAGGCAAUGCUGUGUAUGAUGCUAGCUUUACACACAUUAGUUAUUUAAUCCUUACAACCAUCCUUCAUUGUAGGCAUUGCUAUCCUCAUGUUCUAGGGGAAGAACCUAGGAUUUGGAGAAGUUAAAACAUUUGUCCGGAGUUAUCGAGCAGGCAAAGAAUAGGGUUAAACUUGGCCUAUCUGACUACAAAGAUAAUAUCUAAGUCUUAAAACUUUGAAAAAAAAAAUCUCAUUAAACUUUGAAGAAAUCUCACUUUCCCUGAAACCCCAAAUUCUUAGAAUGUAUCUUGCUCAUCUCAAAGUAAACAAAUGUGAUUGUGAUGAUGUGAACUGUUUAGAUCAAAAGAAAAGCACAAGACAAAUCUCUUUCUAUGUUUUCAUUUUUCUUAGCCAUCUAAAUCCCAAGUAUUUCCAUCUUUUAUUUAAAAAAUCGUUUUUAAGUUUAUUUAUUUUGAUUCUACACUGUCAGAGCCUGCUUGGGACCCAGUGUGGGACUCAAACUUAUAAACCUUGAGAUCAUGACCUGAGAUGAAAUCAAGAGUCGGAGGCUUAACUGAACCACCCAGGCACCCUGUAUUUCCAUAUUUUAAGAUACAAUAUUUCCUUGUUGUUUUUGUCAAUGAGAAAUUGCUCUUUACAUCAAGUGCCCAAUAAGAUGUCUUUAAAUUUAUAAAGUGCUUCAUUUUUAUUUUGCUCCUAGGAGUUUGUCUCAGCCUGGGUUCAGUCAGGAGAGAGAA